AUGGCUCUCUCCGUCGAGUCGCUGAAUGGAGACACUUCUUUUCUCCUUACCUUUGACCCACCCGCUGCCCCACUAUCGUCGCCGGGAUUGUUCCCAGGAUCGUUCACGAUUCUGGUUGACCCCUGGCUUUCAGGGCCCUCCAUCAUCCUAAACUCCGUCUUCUCGCAUUCUGUACAGAGAGCGAAACCAUCCGUCGCGAGCCUGAGAGACCUUGACCGCGAACCCGACCUCGUGCUUAUAUCCCAAGACAAGCCAGACCACUGCCAUGAAGCUACCUUGCGCCAACUCCCACCAGACUGCGAAGCAACUAUUUUAGCCAUACCGUCUGCGGCCAAGAAGAUUCGCUCAUGGAAACACUUUCGUCCCAGCCUUGUGCACGCUCUGCCGAAGAUCGCCAAUGACAAUCGCCUCAUCGCCCCUCCCGGUGGCACAGAGAUCGCCAAGAGUCUGUAUGCCAAAGCCUGGAUAUCUGCCCAUGAUGCAGACAAGGACAAUCGGGGCUGGGCCGUCAAGUUGACCCAGAUUGCACAGCACGCGGUUGACGAAGUGAAGAAGAUGGUGGAAGAGGGUGUCAUCAGGAAGACGCUGCCAAAUACCGAAGUCUGUUCGCUGAGGGCCGGCGACAAGCAUCGGAUUGCUGUGGGAUGA
Molecule: messenger RNA, 648 nt
Organism: Alternaria conjuncta
Lineage: Eukaryota; Fungi; Ascomycota; Dothideomycetes; Pleosporales; Pleosporaceae
Exons: 4
Coding region: 1-648 (215 amino acids)
Source: RefSeq, a predicted model, not a curated record